ACUUCAAAUUUCCGCAUUUAGAGCUAGGUCUAGUGAAACUGACCCAAAGUUUGCCACUGUCUGGUUUAGUUGCACUUAAUAAUAUACGAGUGAUAAUGUCGAGGCUUCUCCUGAGAGCAAACCUGAGGAGAUGCAUCGCCUCUCAGAUUAGAAUGGCAUCUGAUCAGCUUGGUGAGUUGGGCAAGGGAGCAGGCAAGGGUGGUGGCGGAGGAGGCUCCGUGAGGGAGGCAGGGGGUGCAUUUGGAAAGAGAGAAGUAGCAGAGGAAGAGCGGUACUUCAGGCAGAAGGAGAAGGAGCAGAUGGAAGCGCUGAGGAAGCAUCAUGCAGAGGAGAUUGAGCACCACAAAAAGGAGAUUGAGCGCCUACAGAAGGAGAUUGACCGUCACAAGGGCAAAAUCAGGAAGCUUAAGCAUGAUGACUGAAGCUUGUCAUCAUUUCUCGUCCUGGGAUUCCAGCCAUCUUAUUGCGAAAUCAAUGAUUAUCAGAUCCUGAUUGAUUUACUGCUGGUCAGGGCAGGUCCUGUAUCAGACGUCAUACUGACAGGGUGAAUUCUGAAAAAAAAUAAUAAUAAUAAAGUCCUUCAUUUUUCACA
Molecule: messenger RNA, 592 nt
Organism: Toxotes jaculatrix (banded archerfish)
Lineage: Eukaryota; Metazoa; Chordata; Actinopteri; Toxotidae
Gene: atp5if1a
Product: ATP synthase inhibitory factor subunit 1a
Exons: 3
Coding region: 96-422 (108 amino acids)
Biological process (GO): negative regulation of ATP-dependent activity
Cellular component (GO): mitochondrion
Molecular function (GO): ATPase inhibitor activity
Source: RefSeq, a predicted model, not a curated record